Microthlaspi erraticum is the source of this 387-nucleotide messenger RNA. The record is from the annotation of a GenBank genome assembly. NCBI's taxonomy places the organism in Eukaryota, Viridiplantae, Streptophyta, Magnoliopsida, Brassicales, Brassicaceae.
AUGCAGAAAAUUGUUGAGAAAGAAAGAAAGAAAGAGGAGAAUCUGAAGGAGACAAAGGCAGAAAAUGCAGAAACUGUUUCAACGAUAUUCGCUUCAAAGAAGAUUAAGCAGAAGGCAUCAAGAACUCGUCACGAAAGGAUGGUGGGUGCAGGGUUUAGGGAAGAAGAAGAUGAAGAACAGAGCAAGGGAAGGGGAUGAGUUAGGCAGAUUAGAGUGUGGAGAGUGUGGAGAGAGCAUAAGAAAGAAGAAAUCGUCACCACUGUAGAAGGUGAAGAAGAGAUGAAGAUCAAAUUCGAGGAUGAGAGAUGGAUCAAUGGAACUUGGGAUCUGAAACAGUUGGAGAAAGAUGGGAAAACCGAUUGGGAUUCUGUUAUCGUGGCUGGUUAG